Molecule: messenger RNA, 4002 nt
Organism: Abrus precatorius (Indian licorice)
Lineage: Eukaryota; Viridiplantae; Streptophyta; Magnoliopsida; Fabales; Fabaceae
Product: putative disease resistance protein RGA4
Exons: 3
Coding region: 303-3515 (1070 amino acids)
Biological process (GO): defense response to other organism
Molecular function (GO): ADP binding; protein binding
Source: RefSeq, a predicted model, not a curated record
AAGUCGACAGUGGGAGAUAGAAGUUUGGAAAAUAUCGAAAAAAGGAAAAAGAAAAAACAAAGACGAGUUUUUGGUUCGUUAAAAAAACAUAUGUUAUGCGAUUGGAUAAGAAAAGAAUAUUGAAUUAUUAGUAUGCUUCUGCUAUACUGUAUGAUUAUUAUUAUUAUUAAUUUUAAAAAUAAUUUGUACGAUUAUACAAAUAGUAUUUCUCAAAAAGUUUGAUGAGGCUGUGCAUCUGUUUUUCUUUGUAAUUUCCGGAAAACUUUGUAGCAAGCACAUUUCCUUUCCUUUCGUCCCUAGCAAUGGAUGCAGCAGCGAUACUUGCCGAUACCAUCUCUGACAUCUUACGAUGUAGUGACUCCCUAGCACCUUCAGCAACUCACAUGUCGGAAGGAGACCUCAAGCUCUUGAAAAUCCACCUCGGAGAGGCCCUUGAAGCGGUUCGGAAAGCCAAACACAACCACUCCAAAGAUUCUCAGACUUGGGUGGAAAACGUUAGGGAAGUGGUGAACAACUUGAGCGAUUUAAUGGAGGAUCUCUCUCUCAAGGACACUAAUAUCACUGCCACAAAAUCGCUUCUGAAAGCUGGCCAUAACAUGGCACUUCGCCUUAAAGCCACGCUGCAACUCAAGGAACUCGAAGCAAAGCUCCAGGGCUUUGUAAAAGUCCUCCCCAACUCAGACCAAACUUUCAAGAAUGCAUUUGGUAGAGAAAAUGAAAAGAAGGAGAUUGUAGAUCAACUCAACUUGUUGGGUAACAAAAACGAAGAAAGCGCGGUUGCUGUUCCUGUGAUUACCAUUGUUGGGGACGCAGGAAUAGGAAAAACACGACUUGCCCGUCUCGUUUGCGAGGAUGACCAAGUCAAAGCUCGUUUUCACAUCCCCAUCUGGGUUUAUGGAAUCCACGAAGCCUCUUCACUCGAAUCCAUCCCCACUCGUGUCACAGAGUCAGCUAAACCUUUCCUUCUUGUGCUGGAUGAUUUAAAAGCUGAGAUCAAAGAGGAAUUUCUUGACACGUUGAAGAAGAAAUUUACACACGGAGGGGCAAUACUCAUAACUACACGCUCCAAUCCUGUUACUGCUGCAACGGUUAAGGCACAUACUGUGCAGUUGCAGGGGCUUAACGAAGAGGAUUCAUGGUCUCUGUUUCACGAAAUUCUUGGAUCUUCAAGCAACAUCAAAGAAGAUACCAAAAGGGGGAUUGUGAAGAAUUGCGGUGGGGUCCCUGAAGCGAUAAUAAUCACAGCAAAGUGGUCAAAUUCUCGUGGUUCCCCCGUUGCCAAAGAACAAGUAUCAGCGCUACCAAAGCUUCACUACUACCUUCAACUUCCCUCGCAUCAGAAGCUGUGUUUUUCUUAUUUCUCACUGUUUCCUAGAGACCAUUUGUUUGAUUCCGAGAUACUAAUUCAUCUCUGGCUAGCCGAAGGAUUUCUUAAGCGGAACCUUUCCUCUAGCAAUAAUCAUCCACGACAAGUUGGGGAAGCGUGUCUCAAAGACUUGGAUCGUUUCGCUUUUCAAGACGUGGAGAAAGACGAGUGUGGUGUUGUUAGGAGGUUUAGAAUGAAGCCUUUAAUGCUUGAGCUUGCAAAGAUAGUGGCUGGUGAAGAGAACAUCAUGCUAAAUUCAGGGGGGGACAAAGUUGACCGUAAAGUUUUGCGAGCUUCGUUUAAUUUCGACUUCGACGUUUCGUGUGGAAUCCCCAAUUCGCUAUUUGAGACUGCGAAGAAACUGAGGACCAUUCUUUUGGUGGCAAAGAGUGAUAAAUCGCGGCUUCCACACGAAGUGAAGAUGAGCGCUUCAACGUGUGAUAAGAUCUUCAACAGCUUCGAGUGCUUGCGCGUGGUGGAUCUCCACGACUUGGGAAUCGCGGUGGUGCCAAACUCUAUUGAGGAAAUGGAGCAGUUAAGGUAUUUGGAUUUGUCCAACAACAACAUAAAGAAGAUUCCGAGUUGCAUUACCCAACUUUCCCAUUUGCAAACGUUGAAACUGUCCCAAUGUUAUAACCUCAGAGAGCUACCGAAGGAUUUGGAGGAUCUUAGUUGUCUGGUGCAUCUUGACAUUGAGGGAUGUAUGGAUCUCACCCACAUGCCACGUGGAAUCAGUAAGCUGAAUUCUCUAGAGACUUUGUCACUCUUUGCGGCCAGCAACAAAUACCCAUUUGGUGGCCUUGUAGAACUCAAGAAGCUCAACAAACUCAGAGGAAACUUGGAAAUUGUACAUCUUGAAAAAUUGGAAGUCCGUGGAAAAAUUGAAGAUAAUCAGUGUUUGAAUGAAAAAGAAAAGCUUCAGCAGCUGGCUUUAAGAUGGGAUCAUUAUGAUGAUGAUGAUGACGACGAUGACGAGGAUGAGGAGGAAGAUAAAAAGAAGAAAGGAAAGGAGAAGGGAAACAAUCAAGACGACAAAAACAAAGACAAAGACAAGGAAUCACUGGAUUUUCUUCAGCCACAUGAAAAUCUGAAAGUGCUAAUUGUUGAGGGGUACAAUGGUCUCAAGUUUUCCGAUUGGCUCUCCUCCAUUAAGAAUCUUGUCAAGUUUUGCUUGAGCGAUUGUCCUAGAUGUGAAUCCCUUCCCGCACUGGAUCAGCUCGGACACCUCAGCGUUCUCGAACUUUGGAGGUUAGACUCUCUCAAAUUCAUUGCUGAAAACCUUGAUACCAAUCAAAACGCAUCAUCCUUUCCAAAGUUGAAGGAACUCACAAUCUCGGAUUGCCCAGAACUUGAAAGUUGGUGGAAAGAUGAGACCUAUGGAAACGGUAAAGAAAAACCAUUCUUUAAUCACAUCUCGAAAUUACAUAUCCAAUGUUGCCCUAAUUUAAAUUGCAUGCCCUUGUAUCCUUAUCUUGAUGAAAAGUUUAUCCUGGUGGAUUCAAGCGUAAUACCAAUGCAAUAUACAAUGCAUGCUAAAACUUCAAAGGAUUCUCCUUCUUUCUCUAAAUUGAAGUCCAUGAUAAUUGAGCGCAUUGAUGUAUCUCCCCCACCCACGUGGCUUAUAAACUUCACUUCCCUUGAGGACCUUCACAUUCGGGAUUGCUCUAAAUUGGAGAAUCUACCCCAAGGAUUCAAAAGCAUGAGCUCUCUCAGGCGUCUCACCAUUGAGAAAUGCCGGAAUCUUGAUCUUGACCGUUCCAGCGAGGAAUGGAGUGGUCUGAAGAAACUUUAUUCUCUUAUACUGAGGGAAAUUCCACGUCUGAAAUCCCUUCCAAAGGGAAUUGAGCACGUUACGUCUCUGAGAGUGCUAGAGCUUUAUCAAUGCUCGGCCUUAAGUUCUCUGAAGGAAGGCAUAAGCAAACUCACUUCACUUAAAAAAUUGGUGAUUUCUGAAUGCAGAAAGUUGGGUUCGUUGCCCAAAGGAAUGGAAGAGUUGAAGGAUCUUGAAACGUUGAAAAUUAUGGACUGUCCGUUGUUGAUGACAAGGUGUCAACCAGACACGGGUGAUGACUGGCCACAGAUUAAAGACGUCAAAAAUAUCGUACUGAGGCAAACUUCUAAAGACAUGGGAAAAGAUUUCUAUUACUGAAAUGCUUCAAGAGCGUUACGUUCUGUAGAAUCACCUUUUUCUUUUCACCGUCGGGUAUAAAGAAACUUGGGAAGGAGAUUUUGGAAUGUUGGAAAUGUAAAGUUCGGUGUAAAAGUGAAAUUUUUCCAAUGGUAUGAAGAUGAUGAAGGGAUAAGCAGGAUAUUGUCCUAUUCAAGCAAAGGAAAAGAGAAGUUUCAUUUGCCUUUAAAACUUAACUAGACAAAACUGCAGAACGUUAAGGAUUCUAAUUACUUGUUAUGUAUUUGAGUUUAUGUAUUAUGGUUUUGCUGCGGACAAUUGGUAGUAACAAACCAUUUUUAAUUGGCACGUAUUGAGUUCACUUAUUAUUGUAACUGGUACGAAUUUAGCAGUAUUUUCUAUGAAUUCUACGUAACACUUAAAACUCUUAUUUUAAUGAGAGUUGAUACAUGUGGUGUUGUUUGCAUUGCUUUGUAUUUUGGUUAUAUGAGAAGAUUAACAUUUUAUC